CCCUCCGGGCCCGCCCGCCCUCUCUCUGUGUCUCGGUUCCUGCCCCACGGACCUGCCGCCGCGAGCUCCGGAGUGCGGCUUCCCGGGCUGGCGGCGCUAUGGGCUGCGGGAACUCCACCGCCACCAGCGCCGGCGCUGGCCGAGGUCCUGCAGGAGCAGCUAACGAUGUAACAGAAGAAUCAAUAACAGAAGAUGACAAGAGGAGAAACUAUGGAGGGGUCUAUGUUGGCCUACCAUCUGAAGCUGUCAAUAUAGUGACCAGCCAAACAAAGACUGUACGGAAAAAUUAGAAGAAAAUAUAUGUUGACUCAGUAAUCAAGAGCUUACUCAUCAAGAUUUAGAAGGAAUUUGGCUCUG
Choloepus didactylus (southern two-toed sloth) is the source of this 357-nucleotide messenger RNA. RefSeq names its product overexpressed in colon carcinoma 1 protein. Lineage: Eukaryota; Metazoa; Chordata; Mammalia; Pilosa; Megalonychidae. The record is from RefSeq and is a predicted model, not a curated record. The coding region runs from base 99 to 290 and encodes 63 amino acids. The transcript has a single exon.